AUGUACGUUGACCCCCAGAGGAACAACGAAAUCAGAUCCUUAGGAAUACCAAAUAGAAAGGGAAAUAUGGCUUCAAACGGUAACAGUAGAUAUACAGACGUGAUCUCUUCAGAAACGAAGGAUUUAAGGAAUGAAACAUUGUUGACAAAGGCCACUCCAGCUGCAAAUUCGACAAAUACAGGCAACGAUGACGACGAUGACGAGGAUAAAGAUGAUGACAAAGAGAUCGAGGAAAAUGUACGAACUCUUCAGAGAAGAAAUGAAGUUGACGAUGAUAGAAAUUCAUCAAUAGCUAUCCAAGGAAGAACUACUAGUGGGAAAUAUAGUUUAAGAGAUUUCCAAAUUCUAAGAACCCUAGGAACUGGUUCCUUUGGUAGAGUUCAUCUAGUGCGUUCAAACCAUAAUGGAAGAUUUUAUGCAUUAAAAGUACUUAAAAAACAUACAGUGGUAAAAUUGAAACAAGUGGAGCAUACUAAUGAUGAAAGAAAAAUGCUAUCAGUGGUUAGCCAUCCAUUUUUAAUCCGUAUGUGGGGGACAUUCCAAGAUUCGGAACAAGUCUUUAUGGUUAUGGAUUAUAUAGAAGGUGGUGAAUUAUUCUCUCUAUUACGUAAAUCCCAAAGGUUUCCAAACCCAGUAGCCAAAUUCUAUGCUGCUGAAGUUUGCUUAGCUUUGGAAUAUCUUCAUAGCAUGGAUAUCAUUUACAGAGAUUUAAAGCCUGAAAAUAUUCUUUUAGAUAAAAAUGGUCAUAUCAAGAUAACUGAUUUUGGAUUCGCUAAAUAUGUUCCAGAUGUCACUUAUACAUUGUGUGGUACCCCUGAUUACAUUGCUCCUGAGGUAGUUAGUACUAAACCUUAUAAUAAAUCUGUAGAUUGGUGGAGUUUCGGUAUAUUGAUUUAUGAAAUGUUGGCUGGUUAUACUGCAUUUUAUGAUUCAAACACAAUGAAAACAUAUGAAAAUAUCUUAAAUGCCCCAUUAAAGUUCCCACCAUUUUUCCAUCCAGAUGUUCAAGACUUACUGUCAAAAUUAAUUACAAGAGAUUUGAGUAAGAGAUUGGGUAACUUACAAGGUGGCAGUGAGGAUGUCAAAAAUCAUCCUUGGUUCAGCGAGGUAAUAUGGGAGAAAUUAUUAUCUAGAAAUAUAGAAACACCAUACGAGCCUCCAAUUAGACAAGGAAGAGGAGAUACCUCGCAAUUCGAAAGGUAUCCAGAAGAAGAAAUAAAUUAUGGUGUUCAAGGAGAAGACCCUUACCAUGCCCUAUUCCAAGGUUUUUAA
This is a messenger RNA of Vanderwaltozyma polyspora DSM 70294, 1272 nucleotides long. RefSeq names its product cAMP-dependent protein kinase catalytic subunit TPK3 (gene TPK3). The transcript has a single exon. Gene Ontology annotation, biological process: peptidyl-serine phosphorylation. The coding region runs from base 1 to 1272 and encodes 423 amino acids. Gene Ontology annotation, molecular function: ATP binding; cAMP-dependent protein kinase activity. Lineage: Eukaryota; Fungi; Ascomycota; Saccharomycetes; Saccharomycetales; Saccharomycetaceae. Gene Ontology annotation, cellular component: nucleus; cAMP-dependent protein kinase complex. The record is from RefSeq and is a predicted model, not a curated record.